Messenger RNA from Cadophora gregata, 246 nucleotides. RefSeq lists its product as uncharacterized. The record is from RefSeq and is a predicted model, not a curated record. Lineage: Eukaryota; Fungi; Ascomycota; Leotiomycetes; Helotiales; Ploettnerulaceae. The transcript has 3 exons. The coding region runs from base 1 to 246 and encodes 81 amino acids.
AUGAUUGGCAUCGACUAUCGAAUUCAUAUUUGGGUUUGGGGGAAGGUAACGGUGGAUGUGGCUACACUGAGCAGGAACAACACUGGGUGUCCCGGUGUGGUAUGCGGCCUCGUGUAUUUUUCAGGGUGUUGGGGCUCCUUUGCACCUAGAUUCCACGUAAGAUGGAUCCUUAGGCUUACGAGUUCACAUAUCUCCAAGGACUUGGGUUAUGAGUUCACAGUCACACAUAGAGUCACAAGUCUCUAG